This is a messenger RNA of Canis lupus familiaris (dog), 4705 nucleotides long. RefSeq names its product kelch repeat and BTB domain containing 12 (gene KBTBD12). The transcript is spliced from 8 exons. Lineage: Eukaryota; Metazoa; Chordata; Mammalia; Carnivora; Canidae. The coding region runs from base 390 to 2273 and encodes 627 amino acids. The record is from RefSeq and is a predicted model, not a curated record. Gene Ontology annotation, molecular function: protein binding.
CUGGCGCAGCGCGCUCUAUUUAUAUCGCUGGGCCCAGACAGGCCCAUAUUGGGCAGUGCCCGCCGUCCAGCCCGCUAGCUGCCCUGCCCCGCCCCGGCCGGCCCGGUCUGCGCGGCCACCGGGCCAGGUCACGGCGCCAUCGCUGCGGCCUCUGCGGAGCCGUGGGGCCGUGCCUCGCGCCGGGGAUCAGCAGCUAGUGAACAACAUAAGUGAACUGGACAAUUUCAGAAAGUAUGCAGUGCUCACUAUGGAAACAGGAUUCUUUUCUUUCCAUCAGGAGUGUUCCAGGACAUCUCUGUUGCUUUGUGAAUAAUCAGACAUGCAAAUAGCCCCUCAAGAAUCCAGCUAAAUUUGAAGACGUCGUACUUAGAAACAUUGAAAAGUGUAUCAUGGAGUGCAAGACUGAGGGAAAAGAAAAAUACCAACAUAGUUUGAACUUACUGAAUCAAGUUAAGAACAUGAGAGAAUUAGCAGAAAUGAUCGAUGUAGUACUGAUAGCAGAAGGGGAGAAAUUUCCUUGCCACCGGCUGGUCCUGUCUGCAUUUAGUCCCUAUUUCAAAGCUAUGUUCACCUGUGGACUACUUGAAUGUACUCAGAGGGAAGUCAUACUUUAUGACAUCACAGCAGAAAGUGUGUCCGUGAUAUUGAAUUAUAUGUACAACGCAGCUUUAGAAAUCAAUAAUGCCAAUGUACAGACUGUAGCUAUGGCUGCCUAUUUUAUGCAGAUGGAAGAAAUCUUUAGUGUGUGUCAAAAAUAUAUGAUGGACCAUAUGGAUGCCUCAAACUGUGUAGGUAUCUAUUAUUUUGCAAAGCAGAUAGGAGCUGAAGAUUUAUCUGAUCAAUCGAAGAAAUAUUUAUAUCAGCACUUUGCUGAGGUAAGCUUACAUGAAGAAAUACUAGAAAUCGAAGCACACCAAUUUCUGAAACUUAUCAAAUCAGAUGACCUUAACAUAUCGAGAGAAGAGAGCAUUCUGGACUUAGUCCUGAGGUGGGUAAAUCAUAACCAAGAAAUGCGCACAGAGCAUCUUGUUGAGCUUUUGAAGCAGGUCAGAUUGGAACUUAUAAAUCCUUCUUUUUUAAGACAAGCCCUAAAAAGGAACACAAUGCUUCUAUGUGAUGCAAAUUGCAUUGACAUAAUUCAAAAUGCAUUCAAAGCCAUCAAGACUCCCCAGCAGCACUCUCUAAAUCUUCGUUAUGGCAUGGAGACUACUAGUCUGUUGCUUUGCAUUGGCAACAAUUCUUCAGGAAUCAGGUCACGACAUAGGAACUAUGGGGACGCCAGUUUUUGUUUUGAUCCUGUUUCACGGAAGACCUAUUUUGUCUCCUCUCCCAAGUAUGGAGAGGGCUUGGGAACCGUGUGUGCUGGUGUGGUCAUGGAAAACAACACCAUAAUUGUGGCUGGAGAAGCAAGUGCCUCUAAACUCUCUAGACAAAAAAACAAGAAUGUUGAAAUCUAUAGGUAUCAUGAUAGAGGAAACCAGUUUUGGGAAAAGUUAUGCACAGCUGAAUUUCGAGAGCUAUAUGCUCUGGGCAGUGUCCAUAAUGACCUCUAUGUUAUAGGAGGACAGAUGAAAGUUAAAAACCAGUAUCUCAUUACAAACUGUGUCGAUAAGUAUUCUGUAGAACGGGACAGUUGGAGAAGGAUGUCUCCCCUUCCACUGCAGUUGGCAUGUCAUGCCGUAGUAACAGUGAAUAAUAAGCUUUAUGUGAUCGGAGGCUGGACCCCUCAGAUGGAUCUUCCUGAUGAAGAACCAGAUCGACUCAGCAACAGACUGUUGCAGUAUGACCCCAGCCAAGAUCAAUGGACAGACCGGGCGCCCAUGAAGUUCUCUAAGUACCGAUUCAGUACAGCUGUAGUCAACAGUGAGAUUUAUGUUUUAGGUGGAAUUGGCUGUGUAGGUCGGGACAAAGGCCAGGUUCGAAAGUGCCUUGAUGUGGUGGAGAUCUAUAACCCUGACGGGGACUUCUGGAGAGAGGGCCCACCUAUGCCAAGUCCCCUACUCUCCCUUCGAACCAAUUCUACCAAUGCAGGAACAGUAGAUGGGAAGCUCUAUGUCUGCGGGGGAUUCCACGGAGCAGACUCAAAGCCUGCCAGAAACCUCGAACUUCGCACCAACGGUGAACAGAAAGAGCUCCAAGAGAAGCCCUCUACUUCUUUUUCAAGAAACAAGAGAGAGGACGACAUGGGUCAGAGAAAAUGGAAGAUAGACAUGAAGUUAUCUCCAAAGAAAUAUUGGAGCUGGACCCAUGGGAAAACCAAUGGAAUGUUGUAGCCAUCAAUGUCCUCAUGCAUGACAGUUAUGAUGUCUGCCUGGUGGCCAGGAUGAACCCCCGAGACCUCAUCCCCCCACCUUCAGAUCUUGUGGAAGAAGGCGGUGAGCACUGAAGUCAGUGUUCACUGUAGGACCUCCUGCUAUGUUUGCACAGGAGGCAUUAGGGAUGGAGAGAGCCCAUAGGCACCAGCCAGUCGCCCCGAACGUGUGUGUGGCAUACUUAGCAACCCAUGUGCAAAGCAGUGUAUGCUGGGUGCUAUGAUAGGGAGUGUGCAGAGUCUGUGCUCAGGGACCUCCAGUUGGCUGGGAUGGACAAGACAUUACAAGGUCAAAUGUGGCAACAACACAGGGAGCACACAAGGAAUGAAGAGAUGGAGGGACCUCACGCUGCUGGGGACUCAAGGACAACAUUGCCAAGGAACAGGCCUUUUACUGGGGCCUUGAAUGGUGAGGAAGAAGCAGUCCCAUGGGUGCAGCUCAUGGGGACAUCACAGAGACAGCUGAGCAACGGCCUAAAGCUGGGUCUGAUUGCCUGGGCUAUAGGCUCUGCUUCUAAGGCUGGAAAAAGAGGUUGUAGAUAAGUGAUCAACACUUGGAAAACCAAGGACUUUGGACCUGGUCUCCAAGCAGGGGAAUCAUCUCAACAUCUUCUGAAGUUAAAAGAAGAUUUCUCUUUGUGUUCUGUUCCAGUUUCAGUCUUACAGAGACUUUCUAUUCUGGUGUAGACACUCUUCUACUUCAGUGGCGUUGCCCAAAAUGGGGCUAGCAGUGAACUGCAAGUUCCAAACAGCCCAGGCACUCAAGCUCGACCACAGUGAGCAAAGAAACUGCACCCUCAGCCAGGUCUGUGUCAGGGACAGGGAUGGGGAGCUCUGCUGUCCUGGCCCACUCUGCAAGUGUCCUGGACUAGACUUAUCCAAGCUGCCCUUAAGCACACAUGACCUCCUGCAAAUUGGCCCUGGCUGCAUGCAACUGGCCUAGGCCAUGGAUAGACCAGGCUCUGGAGUGGAGGAGAGAGGAGGUCCAUCCUCUGGGCUGCCUGCUGCCUGCCGUCUUACCCAACCUUUGUAAUAUCUUCCCCAAGAUUGGAACUAGAAAUGGAGCUGCCUGCUUCAGCUCACAGUUGAGCAUGAUCAGAAAACAGCCACUCCCAGAAUAUAUUGUGGAGUUGACAUUUAAAUGACACAUGAGGAAUCCAUCUAUUUUACUUGCCAUCCAUACUUCUGGAAGCACAGUGGAUUCAAAGACUGCAUUUUGGUAGCUGUUCCUCAAUAACUUCUCCAGAGUUUCCCAUUGCACAGGGCUCUUUUUUAAACAGGAAUGGUCAGUAAAUUCCCUAGAACUUUCCCAGAGGGAGACAAUGCUAGAUUGAGAUAGCUCUUCUCUGAUGCAGAGCUGUGUGACCAUGAUGUCCGUCAGUGCAUCCUCCCAGGUCCCAGCUGCUAAACCAGGCAGAUGAGGCAGGUCUGUGGAAGCUGGAGCCAGAUGGAAACCUGCUUCUGUCACCAUGAAGAGGAUCCCCACUUAGACCCAGUGCGGGUUGUCCCCAGGUAGGCCAGACUUCCUAAAGUCAAGGGCUGUGUCUGUCACUUUGCAGUUGUGCUACUUGGAACCUACAGUGAUACAUCUUUUAGAUGCAUUGGGUUCGAGAUCGAGGCUCUAGUGCCAGGGUUGCUACUUAGCUAACUCUGUGAUCUUGGGCCAGGUAACCUUUCCAAAGCCUAUUUUCUCCAUAUGCAGAAAGGGAAGAAAAAUCAUUUUAGAGCUGGUAUGAGGACUGAGUGAGAGAAUGCUGAGCAAAGUGCCUGUCAGAUACUAAAAUACUAAACAGCCUUUAGCUGCCAUUAUUUCUAGUAUCAUUAUCACUGUAAUCUGCGUUGUCCAAAGCAUAGUGCCCACAACCCACUGCUUGAGUGGACUCUCGUGGGAUGGAGAGGAGCUGUGCAUUUCAUUUGAGAUAGUUCUUAAUUUCCCAGACUCGGCCACUCAGCUCCUCCAGGUGGUGUGCAGAUAAAUAAGCAUCAGCAUCUAUUUUAAGCGUGCUUCUUGUCUGACUUUCAUAUUUGUAAUUAAAAACAAGAUAUCUCUACCCGCCUGCUGUCGGAUAUUGUCAGAGAUUCACCUUCGAACUCCUACCACUCCUGUUUUCGUUUCUUCAUGGGGGGACAUGUAUGUCAUGGACCACUCUUAAAAAAACUUCGACUGUUUGCCAGUUCUUGUCUUUGCAAGGCAGGAUUUCUGGACACUGAGCACAGAACAUAGCAGAGAAAUGAUCUGGAGGCUAAGGCUGGCAAGAGAUGGCAGCUGUCAGUACACCUGGGUCCUGCCUAUGCCCACCAACAAAGCGCCACUGUUCUCACCAAAUUGACUUUAUAAUGAGCAAAUGCUUUCAAUUUGACCUUGCAAAAUAAAAAUGUACUAAUGAAAGAUCA